AUGGCGUUUUUUGGAAUAAUUUGGGCAGCAGAUAGUAGGAGAAGAAGAUACAGGCAAAGAUACGUCCUUAGGUAUCUCAGAGAUGCAGAUAAUGUAUGGGAAGUGAAUGAUGAGAUUUUUAUAAAAAAAAUUCGAUUAACGAAAAAUGUUAUGAAAGAUUUAAUAGAACUGUUGGAACCACAUGCGGAGACUCAUACAGCAUCAUGGAGUAUCCCUUUUUAUUUGCAGGUACUUGCAGCGAUUCAUUUUUUUGGUCAUGGCUCAUAUCAGACUGAUGUAGGCAAUUGCCAUUUAAAUUCUAUGAGCCAGCCUUCAGUCAGUCGCUGCAUUAAAACAGUGACUGAUUUAAUUAUAAAGCAUGCUACUCCAAAGUACGUGAAUUUUCCUAAAACCCCAUCAGAAAGAGAUGAAAAUAAAAAGAGGUAUAUGUUACACCACUUCGUGUACAUUGAACAUGGUCUGUAA
Messenger RNA from Ctenocephalides felis (cat flea), 465 nucleotides. RefSeq lists its product as uncharacterized. The record is from RefSeq and is a predicted model, not a curated record. The transcript is spliced from 3 exons. Bases 1 to 465 code for a protein of 154 amino acids. NCBI's taxonomy places the organism in Eukaryota, Metazoa, Arthropoda, Insecta, Siphonaptera, Pulicidae.